UGAAAAAAUGUCCGCAAAAUAUGAUGUGGAGUGUCAAUGGCGUCUACUUUCCACAGAAAUCGAGAGCAUAGAAGCUGUGACUGAUGAUAAACGAGUAUUAAAACAUAUAAUGAUUGAUAUUCUCAACCUGAGGAAUGGAAUGGAAAAUAAUUUACUUCUACUCCUGAUUAAACAACGGGAGGGAGACGAGCAGAAGAGGUUUGAUGAUGUAAUUCAUACAGCUCAGGAGCAUAUAGACUUUAUCAGUAAAGUAUAUACUCUAGGACUAUCCUGGCUUAAAGAUGAACGAGAAUAUACUCUUGGUUUAAUUGAAGGUAUUAAUAAGAAAGAAAAUGAAGAAAAUAAAGAACAUGAUAAACAUGAUAAACAUGAAGAACAUGAAGAACAUGAUGAAACUGAAGAACAUGAGGAAAAUGAAGAGGAUAUGGAAGAAAUGUCAGAUGAUCUGAAAACCUACCAUAAUGCUGAUGCUGAUAAUGAAUCUAUGGAGGAGUGUGAAGAUAUUAAGAUUGAUAUUCUAGAACUAGAGAAGAAUGUCCAGUUCAACCAAACGGAGGACUCCCAGGCUGAUGUAGGGCUCGGAGUUAAAGAGGAACCUAAAGAAAAAGUCGAAGAAGCUAAAUUUGACGGAGAGUUUGAACAGAAUCAUCACCAAUGUUCUCAGUGUGGCUUUGUAGGUGCGACUGCGCAGCAAUUAAAAGAACACAAUGAAACUCUUCACCCUGCGCUUAUAUACCAUUGUGAUCAAUGUAAGUACAGUGGUACCUCAGAAUUAAAACUUAAAGUUCAUAAAACUCGUCAACAUGAGCUGCGCCGAUUUCCCUGUGAUCAGUGUGAUUUUAUAUCAACCACCUUGCAGCUGAUGAAAGAACAUGUUACGCGGAAACAUUCUGUCAAAUCAUUUUGUGAUCAGUGUGAAUUUACCGGUAUCAAGAGCGAGGUAACAAGACACAGGAAAAUCCGACAUGAAGGUUUAAGAUUUGCAUGUGAUCAAUGUGAUUUUAAAUCAACUAGUAACGCAUAUUUGACACGACACAUUCACAGAAAACAUGCAGGGUUUAAGUACUUAUGUUACUUGUGUGAAAGAACCUUUACAGCCGAAAACAAUUUGAAUAGACACAUUAAAACUGUACACGAGAAACAAAGACAUUUUUGUGAUCAAUGCGAGUACACGGCCUGCCAGCAGUCUCAACUUAAAGAACAUAUUGACGGCGUACACAGAGGUAUUACUUACCCCUGUAAUGUAUGUGACUAUGUGGGAACAUUGUCUAGUAAUCUAAGAAUGCACAAGCGAAUGAAACACAGUGAUCGUCCCAAAGUGAAAGUAGUGGAUCAAGAAGCAGAUCGUUUAUGUGAUCAGUGUGGACAUGUUGCUAGUUCAAAGGCAAAUUUAGGGGCACACAAGAAGACUGUGCACGAAAAGUCUGACCUACAUAUGUGCGAUCAAUGCGAUUUUUCUACCUAUAAUCCGACAUCUUUAAACACCCACAAGGAGCUGCAUGAUGGGAUAGAACAUCCCUGUGAUCAGUGUUCCUAUGUAGGAAACACUAAACACAAUUUGCGAUCCCACAAGAAGUUCAACCACGGAGGUCAGAAGGUGCCAUGUGAUUUAUGUGAAUACGCAGCUCAUGAUUCAGCUCAUUUAAGAGCACACAGAAACGCAGUUCAUCUUGGAAUUAGAUACCCAUGUGAUCUAUGUGAGUUUGCUGCUACCUCUAAAGGAACUCUGAAACAGCACAAAUUGAGUAAGCAUGACGAUACAAAACAUCCAUGUGCUCUAUGUGAGUAUGUUGGAUCAACUGAGGUUAACUUGAGAAAGCACUUGAGGAAGAGACACGAAUAGUGGGAUACAAUCUUGAUCCUUUCUUUUACCAUAGUAGAAUGAUAUUUUAAAAGAAAAUUUUUGUUAUUUACUUGUUUUUGGUUUAAAUUUUCACUCUUUUAAUAUUAGAUUCUCACUUGAUACCUUAACCCUUAUAUUCAUUUAUUUUUUCCUAAAAU
Messenger RNA from Eurytemora carolleeae, 2001 nucleotides. Its product is annotated as zinc finger protein 675. Gene Ontology annotation, molecular function: DNA-binding transcription factor activity, RNA polymerase II-specific; RNA polymerase II transcription regulatory region sequence-specific DNA binding. The record is from RefSeq and is a predicted model, not a curated record. Lineage: Eukaryota; Metazoa; Arthropoda; Copepoda; Calanoida; Temoridae. The transcript has 4 exons. The coding region runs from base 8 to 1843 and encodes 611 amino acids. Gene Ontology annotation, cellular component: nucleus. Gene Ontology annotation, biological process: regulation of transcription by RNA polymerase II.